Penicillium odoratum is the source of this 1932-nucleotide messenger RNA. RefSeq names its product RNA lariat debranching enzyme. The transcript has 3 exons. Gene Ontology annotation, biological process: mRNA splicing, via spliceosome. The coding region runs from base 1 to 1932 and encodes 643 amino acids. NCBI's taxonomy places the organism in Eukaryota, Fungi, Ascomycota, Eurotiomycetes, Eurotiales, Aspergillaceae. The record is from RefSeq and is a predicted model, not a curated record. Gene Ontology annotation, molecular function: RNA lariat debranching enzyme activity. Gene Ontology annotation, cellular component: nucleus.
AUGUCUUCUUCCCUCCGCAUUGCGGCUGUUGGCUGCGGCCAUGGUGCGCUUAAUGAGAUUUACCAAAAUGUGUCUAUUGAGAUGGCUAGACAUUCAUGGGAUAACGUAGACUGUGUUAUCAUCGGCGGUGACUUUCAGUCGCUGCGGAACUCCAAUGAUGCCACAUGCAUUUCAGUUCCAUCAAAAUACAAGUCAAUGGGUGACUUCCAUGAGUAUUACUCGGGCGCCCGUACCGCCCCUUUCUUGACCAUUUUCUGUGGCGGUAACCACGAGGCCGGCAACUACUUAUUCGAGCUGUACUACGGCGGCUGGGUCGCGCCUAACAUCUACUAUCUCGGGGCUUCUAACGUGCUUCGGCUUGGCCCUCUCCGUAUCUCUGGUAUGUCAGGAAUCUGGAAAGGCUACGACUAUAAUAAGCCCCACCAUGAGCGGCUGCCUUACAACGCUGAGGAUGUUCAAAGUAUCUACCACAUCCGCGAGGUCGAUGUUCGCAAACUACUCCAAGUACGUACCCAGGUCGAUAUCGGCUUGUCCCACGACUGGCCUCGUGCUAUUGAGAAAUCUGGCAACUCCGCGGCCCUAUUCAACAAGAAGAAGCACCUUCGCGAUGACUCCAUCCACGGUCGCCUCGGCAGCCAGGCUGCCCGCCAGGUCUUAGAUCGACUUCGCCCGGCCUACUGGUUCUCUGCUCAUCUUCACACACGAUUCGCUCUUACCAUGGGUCACAAUGGUACUACGCUUCAAAAGGCCGAUCCUUCAUGUGAUGAGCCGAAAGAAUGGUGCUACACUGCUGCACCCACCACUCCAGUCAAGGCCAAGGUCAACCUUGGUGAACGAACCAGCCCAUCGCAAGUGAUCAGCAACUCUCCUGGUAAUGAGCAGUCUCGCCUGUCGGCGUGGCAGAGCUCCGGGGAAACUAUCGCGGCCAAGGAACGCGCGGACGCUGAGAAGAGACGUGCUGAAUUUAACGACCCCUCACGGCCCCGUGCCGCUCCCGCCAAUUUCCAGGUGACCUGGAAUGAAAUAAAGGGUGAGGAUCGCAAGGUAGUUGCUACCCAUCAAUCUGUGGCAUCUCAGGUCCAGAAUGACGAUGAAAUCGACCUGGAUUGCAGCAGUCCCUCAGCGUCCGGCUCGCCUCCUUCCAAGCGGGCCACCCCUGCGGAAAUGGAUGGCCUGAGCGAAAAACAGGCCAUCAUGGACCAUUCAAUCCCGGAAGAAAUCCGCAGCAAGUUGCCGGCCAGCCUGGCCCAGGCGGCCCCGGUCGAUUUAGUCCCAGAGGCGAUCCGCAGCAAGCUUCCCGCCAGCCUCACCCAGCCAGCUCGAGAUUCAACCCCGAAGAUGGGCCACCCAGAGGCCAUCCAAAACCGAAUCACCAAGUUCCUGGCUCUUGACAAGCCGCGUGGACAUGACUCAUAUCUCGAGCUGGUCGAGUUGAAUGCUGUCUCGGACCAGGCGAACACCGAUUUCCAGCGCCCCUUCCGCCUCCAGUAUGACAAAGAAUGGCUGGCGAUUACGCGUGUCUUUGCCCAGGAUCUCGAAGUCGGUGAGCCUGAUGCAAGGGUUCCCUUCAAUAAGGGUGAGGCUGGGUAUCUCCAAGCCAUUCAGGAAGCAGAGGCGUGGGUGGAGGAGAAUGUGGUGCAGCGGGGAAAGUUAGAUAUCCCAUACAACUUUGUCCGCGUUGCUCCGGUGUUCGACCAAUCUGUCCCAGUCACCACGACCGAUGCCCCACCCGAGUUCCCUAAUCCGCAGACGGCAGCAUUUUGCGAACUCGUUGGUAUCGAGAACAAGUUCGCCCUUUCGAACGAGGAGUGUGCAGCCCGCGUAGCCCGCGGAGCCCGGCCCACUCGUUCGAAUUUUAACCCCGCCCACCGCCGUGGAGCUCGGGGUGGAGGGCGUCGUGGUGGUCGCGGUGGUGGUCCGCGCGGUCGCUGA